Cynoglossus semilaevis (tongue sole) is the source of this 3586-nucleotide messenger RNA. It is a transcript of the gene cep55l, whose product is annotated as centrosomal protein 55 like. Gene Ontology annotation, biological process: establishment of protein localization; regulation of phosphatidylinositol 3-kinase/protein kinase B signal transduction; mitotic cytokinesis. NCBI's taxonomy places the organism in Eukaryota, Metazoa, Chordata, Actinopteri, Pleuronectiformes, Cynoglossidae. The record is from RefSeq and is a predicted model, not a curated record. Gene Ontology annotation, cellular component: midbody. Bases 177 to 1643 code for a protein of 488 amino acids. The transcript has 12 exons.
CGCACCCUGCGGUUCGCGUCACGGACGUGACGUCAACGCGCUGCAAUUCAAAUUUCAGGAAGUGAAGGACUGUUAGCUGCCAGUUUGUUGUUCAGUUAGAAGUUGUUUGGUCCUUUUGUGUCUUCAUUUUGCAGCUCCUGAUCUUUGACAGACUGAGGACCUGUGGCUAAGCAACCAUGACGUCAAAAGGUAACAAAGAGACCAUUGUCAGCAGGCUAGGAUUCAAGUCCAGCUCUUCCCCUAAGGUCGAGGCAGAGCUGGAGAGAAUCAGGAAGGAGAAUGCUCACCUGAGGAAAAAGAUUGAUGAGCUUGCCAAACGGCACAUCAAACCACCUGACACGGACAACAGUAAGCUGCUGGAGAGAAUUCUUGCCCUUGAAACACUGCGGGAGAGAAACAACCAGCAGUUGCUUGCUAAAGAUCAAGAACUGGAAAAGAUGAGACAGCAGCUGUCGGCUAAAGGAGGAGAGGUGGUGGCAUCACUGCAGAGUCAGCUGGAGCAGCGCAGGAAAGAGGCCGAGCUUAAAGAUGCUCUGUAUCAAAGUUUAACGCAGGAGAUGGAGAAUUUGAAAAACUCCAUUGUGACCGUGUCUGCCCGAUGCGAAACUCAGGUGGUAAAUGGACAGGUUCCUCCUCCAGACUUGGCAAUGGUACAAGAUCAACUAAGAGAUGCUUUGGAGAAGAACCAGCAGUGGCUAGUGUACAACGAGCAGAGGGAGGCUUAUGUCCGGUCCAUCGUUGUCCACACCCGGGAGCUGGAGCAGCAAGUGGCCCAGACCAAGGAAAACAAAGCAGAGGCCACUGCAGGAAAGUGUGCUGAGCUGAAUAGCCAGUACGAGCAGAGGCUAUCAGACAUGCAGAAAGACCUGGAGAGCCACAAAAAUCAAGUGAUCAGAGCCCAACAGGAAGUGUCCAAACAGAAGGAACAGACACUGAAGGCUCAGAGCGAGCUGCAGUCUCAGAAAGCCAAGGUCAACAAAACCCAGGAGGAGUUGCUGUCGCUGCAGAGGAGGCACGAGGACAAGUGCAGCGAGCUGUCAUCCUUCCUGAGGAAGUACACGGAGGCGAAAAAAGAACUGGAGGAAGCCAAGAUCCAGCUGCAGGCUGAGCGACUUGGCACCAGACAUGCGGUGUGUGAGGAAAGGAUGAUGUCAUCUGAAAAGGCAGACAGGAUGAGGAUGGAACUGGACAGCGUGGAAGCCAGACUGGAGGAGGAGAAGAAAAGAUCUUCAGACCUCCUGCUGCAGGUGAACUUGCUUCAGAAGUCUCUUCUAAGCCAACAUGAAGAACACGGGAGAAUCACCGCGCUGGAGCAGCAGAUCCAGCUCUCAGCCAAGGAAUUCGAAAGUGAAAAGAUCGAUCGCAUGCAGCAUCAGCUGCACAAAGUGCUGAAGGAGCUCCGCAAGGCUCGAGACCAGAUCGAAAAGCUGGAGUCUGCGAAGCAGACCAACGCCCGCUUUUCAGAGCCGAGCAACUACAACGGGUUCGAGUUAGAGCGCCUGAAUCUUAAUAAUCCCACGUCUCCACCCAAAUCCACUAACCUCCUGGAUGAGAGCUUCCUGGAGUGUCCCAAGUGUCACACUUCCUAUCCCACCAGCCGUCACAGGGAGCUGCUGGCACACCUCGACUUCUGCAUGGCGUGAGUUCUGACACUGCAGAUCCGGUCAGUUUGCUGGCCUCUCUAUUUGGAAUUGUGAUCUGGGUUUUAGAGUUUAUAAAGUACGUGUUCUUUUUAAUAAUAGAUUGAAAACUUCUAAAGUCACACACACUGGACUCAAAUCAAAAAUCAGUAACGUUUCCUUCCGAUUUGCUGGUUCUUCAUUAGGUGUUACGAAAAUCAUUGUGCAACAUGGCAUUUGCAAUUGUCUUUUUAAAUCGUUUUUUAAAUCAUGAUUUCCUUCAGGGAUUGCAUUCACUUAAAUCAUGUGUCUUUGACACAUUGGACUUAGUAAAUAACUGUUUUUGUUGUCAUCAAGCCAAAGAUCAAAAUAGUCAUUAGUUGAUUAUUUUCUAAUAUAUUUUUUCUCCAUUUGUUUUUUUUUUUUCUUUAUUCUCAAGCUCUUAUAUACUGAUUUGUAUUUCCUUGUUUGAAAUUAUUUAUUCUUAAGUUGUUUUUUUAAGCCUUUUUAAGGGAAUGUUUUUUUUUUUUAAUUAUUUCGUAAGGUAAAUGUUUGAAAGGCUUUUUAAUCUUCAUGCUAUCUAAUCAUGGUAUCUGACAGUUUUUAUUUGUGCUCCUGUGAUGGUCUUCAAUCAUGUUUUUCUCACUCUGAUCAUGGUCUUCUGCGUAGUUUGAUGUAGUUUUUCCGACUGGUUUAAUUAACUUCUCUGACAACAUCAACCCUGGCUAAGUACAGCUGUGUGACUCUAUCCAGUGGAAAAAUCAUUAGAAGAGAAAACUGAUGUUGAUUUUUUUUUUUUAGCUGAUAAAGGGAAAUUUCUAGGUUUAUGGAGUGCAUGUUUUUUUUUUUUUAUUCCAGCUUCCAGAGUUUACAUAAAAAUAUAAUUUCUUUACAAGCUUAAAUAAUAGAAAGUGUAAGCUCUCACUCCUUCAGCUAAUAAGUAAAGGAAAGUUCAUGUGGGGUAUACGUUUGGGUUUGUUUUGUAUUUAUUCCAUAUUAGACAAGUCAUUACAGCUGUGUUUUACAUAUGAAUUCUUGCUCUUGUCUCAUUCUUGGCAAAGAAAAUAAGUUUGUUUUUGUUUCUUUCUUUUUUUCUUCUGUUUUUAAAGAAGCUCAUCGUCUUUGCCCUUGACUUUUAAAGCCUGUCUCCUUGUAGGGCUGGAUUUAGAUCGCAUGAGGCAAUUCCUCGAACUGAGGUAUUUAAGGUAGUAGAUUAGCGAAGGUGUUCUUGCUAAGGAAAGAGGUUAAGAGGUGGCCUUUAUUCAUGCUGCCUCAGCACUGACAACCAAGACAGACCUACUUUGUUUUGUUUGAAUGUUUUACCAUACUUAGUGUCUCGUGUGCUGUAAGUGUUUCUGAACUGUACUGUAUUAAAUGUGCAAUAAAUGUGAAACUCUCCAUCUGCAGCACGCCGUAAUCUAUAGUCAACGUAGUUAAGAAAACGUGCUCACCACAGCAAUAGCUUAAUCUCUUUUUUGGCAUUUUCAAUGUUAAUAAUUCCAUCAUUUGAAUUAGGGUGUGAAACAUUUACCUGCUAUUCUCUGUUGCAUGCAUAAUUCGAGCAAUUGCUACUGAUUAUAAGUAGAAGAUUUUUUUUUUUUUUACUACGUGAUUUGCGGUUGAAUGAUGCUUCAUCCGAACAUUACAUUUCUGUUGCAAAGUUGUCAGGGUAAUUGCGUCUGAGUUUAUCUGUGAUUAGCCAAAAGACCUUUGGAACGCUGUGAUUAGAAGAGUUCACAUUUGAGUUCGCUGGAGAUAAUUCAAAUGUCAGAUUCAGUGUCGGCGUCGAUCCAGACAGUUAGCAACAAACGCUAAUGUGAUGGUACCAUAGUGCAACAUGUUAUGCUAAAAAAUUGGAUUUUUAAAGACCUUUAUUAAGGUUUCAGAAUUAUAAUUUGUUUCUUUAGCGUGUAAGUUUUCAUACCGUAUACAACUUUGCCCCUGAUUGUUAAUUGUUAGCAGUAGCG